This is a messenger RNA of Solea solea (common sole), 1015 nucleotides long. Its product is annotated as glutathione-specific gamma-glutamylcyclotransferase 1-like. The transcript has 3 exons. Gene Ontology annotation, cellular component: cytoplasm. Gene Ontology annotation, biological process: glutathione catabolic process. Gene Ontology annotation, molecular function: glutathione specific gamma-glutamylcyclotransferase activity; gamma-glutamylcyclotransferase activity. The coding region runs from base 171 to 758 and encodes 195 amino acids. Lineage: Eukaryota; Metazoa; Chordata; Actinopteri; Pleuronectiformes; Soleidae. The record is from RefSeq and is a predicted model, not a curated record.
UCUCUGUGUCGACUUCAUUAGACAGGAGAGUCAUUUUCGUCACAGUGACAGUGAGUUACAGUGGAAUGUUAAAAAAAAGGGGCUUGGGGGUAAAAAGAAGAAAAAUGCUCUGAGGCUUCACACAAAGUGCAGUAGAGUCUUUCAAAGACAGGGUCAAGGAAAAGAGCAGCAUGUGGGUUUUUGGAUAUGGCUCCUUGGUGUGGAAACCUGGCUUUGCUUUCCAGAGCAGCAAAAUCGGCUUCAUCAGAGGAUACAAGAGACGCUUUUGGCACGGAGACGAUUUCUACCGAGGGGAUAAAGAGAGGCCAGCCAGAGUGGCCACACUUGUAGAGGACUGGGAUGCUCACACAUGGGGCGUGGCCUACGAGGUGACCGACACCCACGCCGAGGAGUCGCUGCAGUACCUGAACAUGAGAGAGGUCGUGUUGGGAGGCUACGUAACGCAGACGGUGGAGUUCACGCCAAAGGACGCCGACCAGGCUCCGCUGCUGGCCCUCGUCUACAUCGCCACGGCCAGCAACCCCAUCUACCUCGGCCCGGCCUCGGACAAAGACAUUGCUGCCCAGGUCGCCGUCUGCAGCGGCAAAACGGGCCCCAAUGUUGAGUACGUGGUGCGUCUGGCCGAGUUUAUGAGGCUCUUCUGCCCAGAGGUGGACGAUGAACACCUUUUUUCCAUUGAGGCGGAAGUUUUGAACAUUUUCAGCGACUCUGGCGGCAUCGAGUCCCCCAAACAAAAUGCCGUACUGCUGAAAGCGUGAUUAAAAAGCCUCCACAAGACAUUCCACAUUAUACAGGGAUCCGGGUUUUACUGGGUGAAAGGGGAAAAUUAUGCCCACAGCACAUGUUGAGAGGUAUCCGGUGUUUUUACCUCUACUUAGCUCAGGUUUCUCAGUGCUGUGCUUUUAAUUUGCAGCAUGUCUCAUAUACAAAAGCUCUAAUACACGUACACAAGCUUUGUUGUACACUGGGUACAUUUUCUAACAAUAUGCUACAAUAAAAAAUCUAUUUUAAUGGA